AUUGUUACGGAGCUGCCUCUGGAAACUUUAUGUCCAUAUGCACAUCAAAACAGAUACGCGCUUUUGACUGUGACAGAUAUUACUUUUAUGCAUUAUUUAAAUAUUCAGAACAUUCAAAAAUAAAAAUUUUGUAUUUGUUGGAAAUCAAUCCGACUAUUCUUCAAUCUGCAGUGUUUCGAUCCUUGAAGUACUGCGGACACGGCAUUUUUGCGGAUCUAUGAAUAGUUGCUUGGGAAGAAAUAUACCUUUUAGAAACGCUCUCGUUGAAAAUAAUUAAAGAGGAGUAGUCCAACGUGAUAUAAGGAGACCAGAUCGCGUGUACCAUGAGCGUCCGCAAGCGCCAGGAUCGCAACGAUCAGGAACAGCUGCUGAUAAGCGAUACAAAUAAUCAACCCACAAGACACCAUGACGAGGACAGACAGGAGCCGAGUGACCUCCGUGGAGACUGGGGCAACAUAGCAAUUUUGUUUUUUCUUUAUUUGCUUCAAGGAAUUCCGAUAGGACUGGCUUCUGCGAUACCGAUGCUAUUACAGAAUCGAGGCGCGAGUUACAAACAGCAGGCGGAGUUUAGUUUCGCCCAUUGGCCGUUUAGUAUGAAGUUGCUUUGGGCUCCAAUAGUGGAUUCACUGUACUGGUCUAGAUUCGGACGCCGGAAGUCAUGGCUUAUUCCAACACAGUAUUUAAUUGGCAUAUUCAUGUUGAUUCUUUCAAUGCAAGUCAAUCGUUGGCUGGGAUCUAAUGAUGAAGGCGGAACAGUCACGGUGGCACCUAACAUUCCAAUUCUAACAGGAAUAUUUUUUGCGCUCAACUUCCUGGCUGCAACCCAAGAUAUUGCUGUUGACGGAUGGGCUUUAACUAUGUUGAAACGAUGCAAUGUUGGACACGCAUCAACCUGCAACAGUGUUGGACAAACUGCGGGAUAUUUCCUCGGAUACGUCGCGUUCAUGGCACUCGAAUCGGCUGAAUUCUGCAAUGGAUAUUUGCGCUCUGAGCCAUCGGAUGAAGGUAUGGUAACCCUUCCAGGUUUCUUGUGGUUCUGGGGCUUGGUGUUCCUGGUGACGACUACUUUGGUGGCACUAUUCAAACGGGAAUCGCUGCCUAAUGCUGAACGCGGUGGCGAAGAACAUAUGGAGCUAGAUAUUAAACAAACAUACAGUUUAUUGUUGGAUAUUAUCAAAAUGAAACCGAUACUAAUUUUAACUGCCAUCCUACUGACAGUGAAAAUAGGGUUUGCCGCUUGCGAUGCAGUAAGCUCGCUAAAGUUGAUAGAUGCAGGAGUCCCCAAGGAUAAACUAGCGUUGCUUGUGGUCCCAUUAGUCCCUCUGCAAAUUAUUUUGCCACUUGUGAUAAGUAAGUAUACCACAGGACCAAGACCAAUGGAAGUCUAUCUCAGAGCAAUUCCUUAUCGAAUUGGAAUGACCGUAUUGGCAGCAGCAGUGGUAUGGUUCACUCCAGUCAUGAUCUACAAUAACCAUGUUCCUUAUUACUAUUAUAUGAUCUUGCUGACCAACUAUGGGCUCUAUCAAAUUGCUCUCUAUAGUAUGUUUGUGGCAGUGAUGGCGUUUUUUGCGAGAGUUAGUGAUCCUGCAGUUGGUGGAACCUAUAUGACCCUUCUUAAUACGUUGAGUAACCUUGGCGGUAACUGGCCUACAACUGUUGUACUCUGGAUGGUAGAUGUAUUAACGUGGAAACGAUGCUCUAUAAACGACGAUAAUACAUGCUCAAACACUACUGAUCAAGAGAUUUGUACAAACGAUGGAGGAAAAUGCAACAUAGAAAUUGACGGUUACUAUAUAGAAAUAGUAAUUUGCUUGGUUUACGGAAUUUUGUGGUAUCAGUGGGGAAAGCACAAAAUUCGAUAUCUGCAGAAUUUACCACUUAAUGCAUGGCGCGUUGUUCGUAGACAACGAGCACAUACUAGCUAGCAAUUAAUGAGGAUGAUCUAGCCUGGACAUACAUAGUGAGAGAUCCACCGAAGAAUUAAGUUGUGAUGUGUGCGUUAUUACUUUGAUUUAUUAUAGAUCGGAUAUAUUCGUUUAUGUAUUUUAAUAGUUUAUUACGGACGACAGCAGCUAAGUUGAUUUUUGUCAGUUUUUUCAACAGCGACAAAGUGAGAUGCAUUUUUGCUCUAGGAGCAUGUUCGAAAUGGCACAAUUCCAAAUAAAAUAAAAUUCCAGUUUCCUAGUGAAAUAUUUGAGAAAAAUUUCAGUUUUUCUAAACAUAGUUCAAAAGGAUAUGUAAUUUAGUGGGAUCUUUCGUAAGAUAGGCAGAAGUAUUUGAUAAACAUUUAUAUAUUGAAUUACA
Uranotaenia lowii is the source of this 2304-nucleotide messenger RNA. Its product is annotated as acetyl-coenzyme A transporter 1. The record is from RefSeq and is a predicted model, not a curated record. Gene Ontology annotation, cellular component: membrane. The transcript is spliced from 4 exons. Gene Ontology annotation, molecular function: acetyl-CoA transmembrane transporter activity. The coding region runs from base 324 to 1925 and encodes 533 amino acids. Lineage: Eukaryota; Metazoa; Arthropoda; Insecta; Diptera; Culicidae.